UCGAUACCAUCCCAUCGAUGGUUUUUGCAGCCCUGCUUUUGCAAAACAGAAAAAUAUUUUACAAUCUUAAUAAUUCCAAACUACGUGCGUUUAAAGACAACAACGAUAUUUCCUCGCACAACCGGUAGAGCACCAUUAAGCCUUUUCAAGCAACGCCCACAGAAAUGGACUUCUCAAAGGCACCCAAUGCACGGAAACUGCAACUUUGCCGUACAUACUUCUAUGCUGGAUUUGCUCUUCUACCCUUCGUGUGGGCCAUUAAUGUAUGCUGGUGCUUUGAGGAGGCCUUUCGAAAGCCCCCAUUCCCGGAACAAAGCCAAUUAAAACGAUUUGUCAUAUACUCCGCCGUGGGCACCCUUUUGUGGCUCGUGGCGAUCAUUGCAUGGAUCAUCACAUUCCAGACGAAUCGCACCUCCUGGGGAGCAACCGCAGACUACAUGAGCUUCAUGAUCCCGCUUGGCAGUGCAUGAGAAAAUAGCCUAGACCUUUAGGCAUAAGUAACUUAUGAUAUUAGUAUAAAAGACUUAACCCAAACGUCGUUCAUUACUGGGAAACUGGCACAGAUAACUAGGUAUUGUUACGCCAUGGUUAAAUUACAUAUUUUUUAUUCACAUCUAAAGCUGUUUUUAUAAUUUCUGUAUACUUUAAAUAUGUGUACUAUAUUUUCUUGAAAUUUCUUAGCCACUAGUUAUGUAUUUCAUUCAAAUCUGUUUUUGUUAUAUUUGUAUGAAUGAUUUGCCAAUGAUUAGUUAGCUGUCAAUUGAUCGCAUCGCAUCGCAUCCCAUUCCAUGCCAUCCUGCGAUGGAGGUGAUUGGCCGUCAUUCGCUUAGAUACAAUUUCAUUGUAGCGAAUUCAAUUCAGUGCGUAAUCUUUGUUUUCUUCGUUUCUCUCUUUGUCUAAAAUACAUUUACUUGUAAAAAA
This is a messenger RNA of Drosophila guanche, 921 nucleotides long. It is a transcript of the gene pen-2, whose product is annotated as gamma-secretase subunit pen-2. The transcript has 3 exons. Lineage: Eukaryota; Metazoa; Arthropoda; Insecta; Diptera; Drosophilidae. Gene Ontology annotation, biological process: Notch receptor processing. The coding region runs from base 165 to 470 and encodes 101 amino acids. Gene Ontology annotation, cellular component: gamma-secretase complex. The record is from RefSeq and is a predicted model, not a curated record.